AUGACUUCCGUUCCUCAACAAUCUCAAAACCAAAGCCAGGCCUCAAACACCACUAGCGCGUCGCAGUCGACCCAGUCGUACGCUUCUACCGCAAAGAAGGCAGUCUCGUCGCCACCUAUCGCGACGAGCUCCUCGACUCCAUCACCCGCCGUGGCUGUCGGAGGUUCUGCGCCGGUACAGCAACAUGGAAAAUCAUCCUCUAUCUCGCCGGUAAACGGUAGAGCUUCGAUUCCUCCAGCUGUACCGGCAGUUUCUGCACCUGCUAUCGCCCAUAGCAAUGCUGCAGUUAAUGGUGGUUCGACUGACCACAGCCGUAAGAGUUCGGUUACAAUCAGCGCAAACGGUCCCGCAGGUUACGUGCCCAAUGGAGGUCCAGUCGGUGGUUCCAGAAGUGGUAUUCGAUUUGGAGCAUUAAUGGAUUCUCCUGCCGCUUCUCACAGCAUCCCACAAAUCUCUCAACCCGCCUCGGAACCAAUUCCAAUUCCCGGAAACAACCCAAGAGUAGUUUCGCCAGCAACCUCGCCAUCUCCUAUUCCUCAGCCAACUGCAAGUGGUGGAAGACCCCCAUCCGGAAUUUCUCAACAAGGAAACAUGACUUUUGGUAGUUUAGGCAACGAUGGUGAUCGACACAUGCGACAAGCAGUCUCCCAAGGACCUUUAGCACCUAACAGUCAAGCAGGCGGUCACCUUCGUCGUGAAUCAUCGCAUUCGGCACAAAGUGACAACAAUCAAGGCCCAGGAGCUGGACGUGGUGGCUAUCAACAAGGUGGUGGUCGUGGACGUGGUGGAUUCAACCAACAAUAUACAGGUCAUACUGGUUUCCCUCCACCAAACCCACCACAAUUCAGAAACAACCAAAAUGCCGGACGUGGUGGCAUGCCUCCUUUCCAAAACCAAGGUCGCCCACAGUACCAAAAUUCUCCACACCAAGCCGCUCGAAGCCCAGCCCUUUCGAACUCCAUUCCCGGCACUCCUAACAUGAACCAAGCGAUGCCCAUGCAAAGUCCACAACCAUUCAACGCUCAUGCUUACUAUCAGCCAUCUCACAUGGGAGCUCCUCAAGUACAACAAGGCUAUCAAUACCCGGUAAACCAAUGCCCUUCUUACUCCAGCGAUUCUUUCUCUUGUCCAACGUUCAAUCGAGGCGGCGGUGGUGCUGGUAGUAGAGGCAAGAAGUGGUCUGAUAAGUCUUCAGCCCAACAUUACCGAAAGCCUUCAACAGAACUUUUUGGUCACAGCUUCACUACCUACCAUGAACAGCCGUUCCCCCGUGGAAGUAACGGUCAAGGUAUUGCCAGAAAUAGAAAAGGAUCCAUGCAGUCGGAGCACCAGGAGAAUGGCUUUCCUGUUUCCAACCAACAGUUGAAUUUGCCCUCACCUCCAGCCAAGGAUUCAGUUAUUCCGAAGAAACCUGCAGAUCUAAGUUCUACGGACCCAAGCCUCCCCCCUCUCCCUUCUGCUACUCCCUAUUUCAACGUUUCUUCUAAUGUUUCAAAUAUUGAUUUCUCGCCAGCUUCUGGCAACUUUGACAAAUUUCUAACAGGUACACAGACUCAUCCCUACGGUCCUUACCCCGGUAUGCCUUUAAUGGGUGGCCCUCCAACUUUCCAAUAUCCUCAAGCUGGUUACAUGCACUCCGUUCCACCCCAAUCACCGCAACCAGGCUACAACCAACCAUAUAUCGCUGGUCAGUAUACACAACAGGCACCACAACCUAUGUCCCGCAAUUCGUCUCAAAUGUCUGAACAUCGACCAGCUUCUAGCAUGGGCCAAACCCAAGUUUCUAUGAUCGCACCGACCACUUCACAUACACCUCAGCCAAAGCCUGUUGCUCAAAACACCUUCUCUAGACCAACCCGCAAGAGCGCUGCUAUUGUCAUUAAGAGACCUGACGGUGAUGUCUUGAAUGUUGACGCAAUCAAGGCACCUGCUUCUCCAGCUCCUAGCAACAGAACUAGAACACCACCUGUCAUUGCUUCUUCUACACCAACACCUCCACCAAAGUCCGCUACUCCUCAACAUGCUCGCACUGAUAGCUUGGCUACCAAGUCUGCUGAAGAGAUUCGUCAAGAGAUGCAAGAAAAGGUCAAGAAAAUGGCAGCAGGUGACAAGGUCGACGAGGGCAAGAAUGAGGAGGCUGCUAAGGCUGCUGAAGCCGCCGCCGCCGCUGAAGCCAAAUUGAAGGAAGAAGCCAAGGCCGCCGAAGAAGCCAAGGCAAAGGAAGAAGCAGACGCGAAAGCUGCUGCCGAGAAGGCCCAAAAGGAAGCUGACGAGGAGUUGGAGCGACAAAUUGCCGAGAUGGAGGCAGCUGAAGCUGAACGAGAGAAGAAAGAAGCCGAACUUCUCGAGAAGCGUAACGCCGAGAAAGCAAGACUCGCCGCCGAGAAAGCUGAAGCCGACAAGGCCAAUGCAGCAGAAAAUGACCGCAAACUCAAGGAGCAGGAGCGCGAGAUGGAGCGCCUCGAAGAUGAAAAGGAGAAGAAGAGAGCCGAGGCGGAAGCCAAGGCCAAAGGUGGCGAUGCUAAGAAGGAUGAGGAGACCCCAGAUACUCUCGCUACAAAGCUUUCAAAGGCUACCCUCGAAACCGACAGCGGUGCAUCAACUCCUACUUCUGAUGACUCCAUGGGUCCACCUCCUAAGACACUUGCUGCCGAAAAGCGAGGCAAGCCUGCUGCGCUUAACCUUGCACCCCUUAACACCAAGCCUGUUGAGCCACCUCAACCUAGUGCAGCUCUCCAGUCGCUCAAGUCUGCCCGUUUCUUGGCUGUUCUUGACUCCUCUAUCUAUCCACCCAACAUCAAUUCGCCAAACCCUGCUUUGAACUCUGCCGCCAAUGCCAAGGGCAAGACCUUCAAAUACGACAAAGAAUUCUUGCUCCAAUUCCAAAAGGUAUUCACCGAGAAGCCAUCCAUGGAGUUCGAGUCACAAAUCAAGGCCCUCAUCGGAGAUGAUCCAAGCUCUGCCAGACCUGGUGGAUCACAGAGAACACCUGGUGGUAUGGGUCCUCGAGGAUCAAACCGUGGUGGCGGAAAUGCUGUUGGUCAAUUCACUAUGGGUCAAUUUGGUGCUCAAGGCGGAAAGACCCUUCCACCAGGCACUACAAGCGAAAUGCGUUUUGCUAUGUCUCAAGGCAAUAUGGCACGACCAGCUAUCAACAACCCUAUGGCUUCAUUCCAACGUCCCGGUGGAGCUUUCCCCGGUGGUUCUAUGCAACGAACCAACUCUACCAACUCUAUGCCACACUCCCCACGUCAAGCAAGCAGAUCCACUCGUGGUGGUAGCAAGCGUGAAGGUGGUUACCAAGGCAGUAACGCCAAGCAAGAGGCCCAAGCCGCAGCAAAGAUGCCUCUUACCAGCGGUAUGGAGAUCAAGCCCAUUCAAAUUUCUUCCACUGGUUGGAAACCACGCAGUGUCGGUCAAACUCAAACAGCUACUGGUGCUGCUGGACCUACACCUGGUGCCACUCCAGGCGCUGGCCACAUGGAUCCUGACAUGGUCCAAAGAAAGGUCAAGGCAGCUUUGAACAAGAUGACUCCUGAGAAGUUCGACAAGAUCGCCGACCAAAUCUUGGCUAUUGCUGCACAGUCUAGAGACGAAGCAGAUGGCCGCACAUUGAGACAGGUCAUCCAACUUACUUUCGAGAAGGCCACUGACGAAGCCCACUGGGCUUCCAUGUAUGCCAAGUUCUGUAAGCGUAUGUUAGAGACCAUGAGCCCUGACAUCAAGGAUGAGAGCAUCGUCGACAAGAAUGGAAACAUCGUCUCUGGUGGUAACCUUUUCCGAAAAUACUUGCUCAAUAGAUGUCAAGAAGAAUUCGAGAGAGGUUGGAAGAUUGACUUGCCAGAGAAGCCCGAGGGUGAACGCGAGGAUGCCAAGACUGAAGAAGCUGCUAUGCUCUCAGACGAGUAUUAUAUCGCUGCUGCUGCCAAGAGACGUGGUCUUGGUCUUGUUCAAUUCAUUGGUGAGUUGUACAAGCUUAGUAUGCUUACAGAGCGUAUCAUGCACGAGUGUGUCAAGAAACUCGUGGACUACAAUGGUCUUCCUGACGAAGCUGAGAUUGAGUCUCUGACCAAACUCCUCAAGACCAUUGGUCUUAACCUUGACAGCACCGAGAAGGGUAGACCAUUGAUGGAUGUAUACUUCGCUCGUAUUAAUGCCAUGAUGGAGCAACCUGAGUUACCAAGUCGUCUCAAGUUCAUGCUUAUGGACAUUGUCGAUCUUCGUAAGAAGGGAUGGGCUUCAAAGGAAGCAAACAAGGGUCCUCAGACACUUGAUGAAGUCAGAGCUGCGGCCGAGGCUGCUGCUGCUGCAAAGGCUGCCGAGAACUCUAGGAGUCAAAGAGGUGGUGGUGGAGGACGCAUGCCAAUGGGUCGUGGUGACGGAAGAAACUUCUCUGGUGGAUAUGGUAACCAACCUCCUCCUGAUUACCAGAAGAACACUGUUGGUAUGGAUGACCUUCGUCGUCUCACAAACAAGGGUGGUGCAAGCCGAAACACCAAUGCACAGAUGUCAUUCGGACCAUCAUCUAUGUUUUCUUCAAGAAGCAACAGUGGCCGAAAGAUGGGACCAGGAGGUUCCUUGGGCAGAACAGGUGAAGACUCUGGAGCUUCUUCAAGAACAGGCACACCCCCACAAGACAAGGAUAGGAAAUCAGCUACUUCCGCAAAUGCGUUUAGUCUACUAGCAGGAUUAGGAUCCGGCGAGACAGAGAAUCCAGCAUCUCCUCCUUCUACUCACACUUCUCCAGUAUUGUCGAAGUCCACAGCAGCUUCUGACAAGAAGGAGGGUGAUGCUUGA
Molecule: messenger RNA, 4797 nt
Organism: Botrytis sinoallii
Lineage: Eukaryota; Fungi; Ascomycota; Leotiomycetes; Helotiales; Sclerotiniaceae
Exons: 4
Coding region: 1-4797 (1598 amino acids)
Cellular component (GO): eukaryotic translation initiation factor 4F complex
Molecular function (GO): mRNA binding; protein binding; translation initiation factor activity
Source: RefSeq, a predicted model, not a curated record